This is a messenger RNA of Neltuma alba, 2208 nucleotides long. RefSeq lists its product as uncharacterized. The record is from RefSeq and is a predicted model, not a curated record. Bases 649 to 2013 code for a protein of 454 amino acids. NCBI's taxonomy places the organism in Eukaryota, Viridiplantae, Streptophyta, Magnoliopsida, Fabales, Fabaceae. The transcript has a single exon.
GGAAGGAACAGAUGUUUCCGACUCGGUUUGUUCGUGGAGAGUCAUUCAAGCAAUGAUUUUCGCAUUCUUGCCUUACUGAUUUUCCCGUCUGAAAUCAUAUUUUGUUGCUUUAUAUUAAAAUCUCGGUCAUGUCAAAUUCUUCGUAGGCCGAUGUUGCUCCAUAAUUAACGAAGUUAUUAUGUUUUUGUUUUUAAUAAAGAGAUAAGGGGCCAGCCCGUGUGGGAUCAGGGUUCAGAGUGCCAUUCCAUUAUGCUACGCGAUUCAUCUCUCGCCUUCGUUGUUUGACUUUUCCUUUCAUUCCUUUUCUAUUAGAGACCACUUCUCCUGCCCCGUUGGUUCAUAUCUUAUAUCAUUUCCUCACCAAUUCUUCAGGACCAAUUCAAUAAUCUUCCCCUUCUGCUUCUUUUGUCCUGAACAGGUCGUCUUUUUCUCUGCCAGCCUCCUUCGCACCAAAAUCCCAGCACAGAAGCAAAGAGAACCUUCUCCGUUGGAUUCACAGAAAUGAUUGAUGAGCCCUGUCAUCGAUUUUGGUCGUGGAUUUUCCACAGAAGCAAAACCUGUGUCCUAGAAACAAAUUGAUACAACUCUUUGGUGGCUUCCUUCUGUAUUUGAUUUUUCUUGUGCUUGUCCUUUUUGUAUUUUGUAAUCAUGGGCUGUGCUAGUUCCAAGCAAAAACGGUGUCGGCAUUGCAACGCUCCGUAUUCCCCUGUGCCGAGAAGUUACUCGAUGCACGUCCACCACCCACCCCAGAAAGAAGGCGAUAGCCACCAUGUCGUCGCUCUCACAUCCACCACAUUGGGUUCCCUCAAGCUCGAUUCUCCUCUCUCAAAUUAUCAGAAAACCCACAGGCUUCCUGAAUUUGGAAGCCAGAAUGGAUUCAAGUUUUCCAACAGCAAAGUCAGCGACAGUGAUGGUUUCAGCUUUGGCGACGGCAAUUCGACUGAAGAAGAGAGGAAGAAGAAGAAGAAGAAUGAGGCAUUACCGGAAAGUGAGAGAAAGAAUAAGGAAUUCUCCAUGGGGCUAAUCGAGGCCAAGACAUGGUCCAGCAUGAUCGAGCAGAAGCUACCAAAAUCUAUUCCCAAGACUCCAACCAGAACUCCUCCAGGUGAACCGGAGACCAUCAACACGUGGGAAUUAAUGGAAGGUCUUGAAGACAUCAGCCCCUACCGAUCACCCAGUCACUUCAGGAGCUUCUCUUUCGAUCAGUCUGUUUCUGCUCCGGCCGAUCCACCUAGGCCAGCUGGUAUGGUACAAGAUGACACUCGGCCCUCCAAACCUCUCUGGCUUCAAAUGACGGAAGAUGAAUUAAAUCCCACUAUCCCCCCUGCAAUUACCGAUUUUGAUCCUGAAGUUAUUUCCUCAUUCAGAAUGUCGUUACAAGAGCUCUCCCCGGACAACCCUUUUCACCUGCGGCGAAUCAAUGAUGAGAAACAAGAUACCAUAACUGCGAAUAACUUUCCUUUUGAUGGCACCAAAGAGAAGAUAAUUGAAGGUGAUACUCUUCCAUACAAGAAAGACAAGGUAGUUCUGUACUUUACCUCCCUACGCGGGGUAAGGAAGACUUAUGAGGAUUGUUGCCAUGUGAGGCUCAUUCUGAAAGGAUUAGGUGUCCGCGUCGAUGAACGAGAUGUGUCGAUGCAUUCGGGGUUUAAGGAUGAGCUCAAAGAGCUUCUGGGUGAUAGGCUUACUGGGAUUGGAUUGCCUGUAGCGUUCGUCGGGGGUAAUUUCAUUGGGGGAGCUGAGGAAAUUCAAAAAUUGCAUGAAGAUGGUAAGCUUGAAAAAUUACUCAAUGGCUGUGAAAGAAUUGAGAACGAGUGUGGAAUUAGUACUGACAUAUGUCAAGCCUGUGGAGAUAUUCGAUUUGUGCCUUGUGAAACAUGCUCCGGAAGCUGUAAAAUUUAUUUGGAAGCUGAUGAAGAAGAUGAAGAUGGUGAAGCAACUGACUAUGGAUUCCAGCGGUGUCCUGAUUGUAAUGAAAAUGGGUUAAUCCGCUGCCCACUCUGUUGCUCAUAAAUUGCAACUUUCAAUUACAUUUUAACAGAGGUAAUUUUUCAGUCUUCUGGGUGUAUGUUUUGUGGGUUCUUUAUUAUACAUUGAAAUUUUGGUGUCAGAGAUAUGUAGGAAGGGGCAUGGGUGAACAAUAAUCUUUCACUCUUUCUGUACAACAAAUACAGUUUAAAAUGUAUACUUUUUGGUUCUUCUUCUUCU